AUGGAAUUUGUGGUGUAUGAAGACCAGGUCAUGUCUCAAGAUGGUAUGGGAGGCUACUCCAUAUCGGAGCAUCGCGUGGACGGCCCGGAUGAUGGCAUGUCUCUCUCAAGGGUCUUCCGGGACGACGGGACGGUCCAAUCAGGGAUGGCUGUUCCGGCAUGUCUCCAAGACUGUGGAAGUCCUUGGGCAAUUGACGGGAACUAUUUGACGACACAUGGCUUAGACUGUUCAGUUGCCGAAAUUUUCCUCUGCGGUCAAGGUGUUGAUUGGGCGGUAGCUGUUCCCGGAUGUUCAUUUGCGAUGGAGCUCAGGCCUCGAGAAGUUGGUUGUGCUCAAUGUAAGGCAGCUCGCAGUUUGCAAGACGAACGGAUGCGACGUGAUGAUGGAAAGUGUCUAGUUGAACUGGGAACAUUAGGCAUAGAACAGGAUGAAUUUGUGUUCUAG
This is a messenger RNA of Colletotrichum paranaense, 444 nucleotides long. RefSeq lists its product as uncharacterized. The transcript has 3 exons. Lineage: Eukaryota; Fungi; Ascomycota; Sordariomycetes; Glomerellales; Glomerellaceae. The coding region runs from base 1 to 444 and encodes 147 amino acids. The record is from RefSeq and is a predicted model, not a curated record.